GUUGGGUGCGAACCAAGCGAGGCGACAUGUCGAAAGGGGACAAAACUCGAAGAGGCGGUCCUGUCUGCCAAUCAAAGCCGGUUAUACGAAAGAAAACUCUGGAACUCAUCCCCAUCCGUCGCCGGACUGCGACUCCGUCGUCGGCUCUCCGCUCCGCCGAAUCGGGUACUCCUUCUCCUCUUCUUCUUCUUCUGUGCACUGGUGCGCAUCCUUAGAGAAGGCGUUUCGGUAAAGUACCUUGAAAUUUCAAGCGCUGAGGAGUUUCGCAAAGUUGGGAUGUCAUCAUGAUUCACCUGUUUCUUUCAAAACCCAACGCUAAUGAUAAAGGAGAUAGUGACUCUGCCGAGGCGAUUAUCCCUCUCUUGCAUCAGUUGGGAACUGUCAUCUGGUCAACAAUCGUGUCUUCUGGAGCUAAAUCGGAGGCUCGACUAUGGCUUUGCAAAAGUGUAUCACUGAUGACACCGUUGUCUCCGCGUGAUCAGCGAGAUCUAUUCAGGAACAUGCUGAGAUCUAAGUCAGUAAAUCUGGAGUUGGCUUCACAACUCUUGCAAAUGGUAUUUGAGAAGAGACCGCGCUUGGCAGGUUCAAUCCUAGCCAAGAGAAGCCACACGCUGGAGAAUUUUUUCAAAGACAAUGCAGGAAAUCCAAGGCGUAUAUUAAAGUGGUUUUCUAACUUUGAUGCUGGUGGUGGGUCAGAUCACAAAAAUGGAGCAAAGGCCUUGUCUCAAUUUGCUUUUGUUAAUCGUGAUAUUUGUUGGGAGGAACUUGAGUGGAAGGGAAAGCAUGGUCAGUCACCUGCAAUGGUCGCCACCAAGCCACAUUACUUUCUUGAUUUGGAUGUUUUGAGGACAGUUGAGAACUUUGUUGAAUACGUGCCUGAGUUUUGGUCUUCCAGUGAGUUUGCUGAGUCUCUGAAAGAUGGUGAGAUUUUGUCUCUGGACACAAAAUAUUUUGUUGAACUUUUCAUUGGAUUGAUGUAUAAGGAUGACUCGAGAGAUGUAUGGGGAGCUGUAGAUGAUUUUCUCAGGGAUGCGUCGUUCUCCUCUCUAUGUAACCACCUUCUUAUUUCUCUCCAGGAGAGUGAACUUCUCAUUUUCCUGAGAUCGCUUAGCAAAUCUUUCAGCUCACCUGUAGAAAAUAUGGAACUUGGCAACUCGUCCUGCUGGUUAGAAAUUGUCCUCUCCAAGUGCAAAGAUUUUGCAUCUAUAGAUCAAUUACUCCUGUUAAAUAUGGUUGUUAAUCAAGGUCGCCAGCUUCUGCGCCUCAUGCAAGAUGAAGAGUGUCAGGAGGAAAAGGAAAAAGUGGAAGAUAUAGUGUCGCAGAUUGUUAAUGCCUCAAGCAUUUCAGGCAGCUUUGCUGCAAUCCUGGAUGGGUGCCUUGGCAUUCGAACCCUUGAUGUGGUGAAGCUGUUGGGACUUUACUCUUGGGUUAUUCAUUAUGUACUUUCCAAAGAAUGUCAGACCUUGGAGUCGUGGGAGUCUUUGUUUAUAAGGAAUGGGAUUACUUUUAGGAAAUCUGGUACAUAUUCAAUCCUGGAAUAUGAUAGAAUAAAACAGGAAGAAAAUUGGUCUAGGUUGGAUAAUAAAUCACCAGGUGCUAUUCAUUCAAAGAAGAAGGAGAAAAGGAGAAAGAAAAGGAGGAGGGCUGUUGGCUUCAAUGAUGAUGUCAGUGAUGAUGAUGAUCUUUUUGUACGGGAUGAUGGGCAGGACAUGCAAUCACGGACCAUAAGUUGGCUGCUUUCCACAGACGGUUUUUCCACUCCAUGGACCAUGCCAGACUUGCCAGAGCAUCUUGCUAAGCACUGCUUGUCUGUUUGGAUGAAGUGGGUUUUCACAAAACAAACUGAUGCAGCCUAACAUGUUUGGUCCCACAUUACUGGCUGUCACAGGUUGCUCCAAAACUAUGGUUCUAACCUCAUUGAAUAUUCUGAGUUCCUAUUCUUUUUAUGAACAGGUGCACCAGCAGGCGGUUAACAAAAGUUAAUUUCUUCAAAAGCCUUGCCCCACAUCCCUUGGAGCCUAAUAGUUUGGAUUGGGGGUUUCAUUUUGACAUGAUCGGAUUGAACCUCUUCUGAGAAUGGUGCCGUGACUGAGCUUGGUCAUAUUAUACGGAAGAUAGGAUGUAGUCUGCUCCUGCAUGAUUGGCCCAACAACAUGCUGUUUGAAGUAGUUCAUUGGAAUGUAUUUGUGGGGUGGACAUGGUGCCGACUUUUUUUUUAGGUCCAUGCCGUGUAGAUUCUUGUAGCCUAUUGUAAAGAGCAAGGUAAUGAUAGUAAAGGUAAAUCUAGUUGAGUUGUUUGUCACUUACAGUGUAGCUGCGGCUCAUGAUUAAUGGAUAUUGGUCAAUGGCACAUUUGAGCCAGUGAUUAGAUGCGGUCAACUUGUCAUUUCUUUGUUUAAUUUCUUCCUAAGUUGGGCUCUUUUCAUUUGUUUCAGUUUUCUUCAGUGGAUACUAAGCCGAAGUUUGACUUCCGAGUGUCCAUGUGUAGUUACCACUUGAUUUUUGGAUCACGACCAUUAAUAGCCACGGAUGCCGGUAUGAAGCCGUCCGGAGGUUGUGAAGAACUGCACCGUACCGCACCGGUAUUGGGUUCUUUGGAUCAGGUUGAAUCUAGGUCGCAUGGAAUGUAUGGACUGAUUGCCGAAUUCUGCCCAAUUCGCCCAAGACUUGAUGUGGUCAAGAUAUUCUCAAGAAGGGCUGGUCGACGAAAGCAGAGCGAGCGGCCAUGUUCUAGCUUUUGUCGUGCAAUAUUCCUAGCUUGGAGAAGUGAUAUUUCAGAGACUACGUUCACGAGUUCUGUGACUUUAAACUACUUUAGUCAGUGUGUAGAGAGUCCAAAGACCAUAAUUAAUGUAGAAUGUACACAUCUUUUUUUUU
This is a messenger RNA of Rhodamnia argentea, 2877 nucleotides long. RefSeq lists its product as uncharacterized. The record is from RefSeq and is a predicted model, not a curated record. Bases 285 to 1856 code for a protein of 523 amino acids. Lineage: Eukaryota; Viridiplantae; Streptophyta; Magnoliopsida; Myrtales; Myrtaceae. The transcript is spliced from 6 exons.